Mycena indigotica is the source of this 816-nucleotide messenger RNA. Its product is annotated as S5A-REDUCTASE domain-containing protein. Gene Ontology annotation, biological process: lipid metabolic process. The transcript has 2 exons. NCBI's taxonomy places the organism in Eukaryota, Fungi, Basidiomycota, Agaricomycetes, Agaricales, Mycenaceae. Gene Ontology annotation, molecular function: oxidoreductase activity, acting on the CH-CH group of donors. Bases 1 to 816 code for a protein of 271 amino acids. The record is from RefSeq and is a predicted model, not a curated record.
AUGUAUGGCCUCUCCACAGAGCAGCUCGUAGGGCUCUACAACACCCCAUCAGCCUUCUUGUCGGUGCCUAUCUUAUCCACUACCUCAACCACUUCGCACCCCAUCGCGUUCCAAAGCCAUCUAAUCACGCCUGCUAUUGCGGUGGUCUUCAACACAUGCAGCGGCUCCCUCGCGUUUUUCUCAUCACCAGAUGCCCCGCAAUAUUCGGCCUUUUCUCGCACGAGCUUUUGGGUUGGUCUCGUGUUGUGGGCUUGGGGCUUCGUUGGAAAUGUUGUCCACGACAAGUUACUGCUUAAUCUCCGACGCAAGUCGAAUAACAAGGGAAAGGCCAAGGAGAGCAAUGGAACUGUAAACGGAACCGCGACUAAUGGACAAUCGAACGGCCAUACAAAUGGUCAUGCUAAUGGUAAUGGGAAGAGGACAAAUGGUCAUGCCAACGGCAAGACGAAUGGUGAGAGCAAGAGUGUCGGGGAGCACUACGCGAUUCCCUAUGGUCUUCUCUAUCAAUGGAUCUCCUACCCCAACUACUUCUGCGAAUGGAUCGAGUGGCUGGGCUUUGCGAUCGCUGCAGACCCCCGUCUGCUCAAUGCUGCCGUUUCGGGGUCACGUGCCAUUCUCCAGCCAGCGACGUGGAAAACAGCACUGACGGGCCCCGCUGCCGCUUUCUUCCCGCUCCUCUCUCCGCCGUGGAUAUUCUUCUUUGCGGAAAUCAUCCUCAUGUACCCGCGCGCCUAUCGGGGUCACCUGUGGUAUCUCAACAAGUUUCGAGAUAGCUACCCCAAAGAACGCAGAAUCGUUAUUCCCUUCUUGCACUAG